CAGCCGGCCUCAAGGGCUCCUGAUUAUUAUUUAUUUUUUUUUUUUUUAAAUCCCUCGACCUUCAGUCUAGCAGCAAAGCCACCGACUGGCGUCCACAGAACCUUCGCCUGCUGUGUCUCUGACUUUCUUGGCACUGCUCUUGUUCGCUGGCUUUCCUGCUCAGCCCACUUCCACUGUUGAAGUUUUUAAUUUAGCGAAGCCAUUUAGCAUGCACUUUGCUGGCAUGAAGUAGUAUCCCCAACCUACAGGUCACUUAGGAAGAAUCGGAAGUAGUAGGUAGUAGGUAGUGGUGGGCUCACCACCCGUUGUAAGAGCCCAGCUGGUGCUCCCGGGGCCUGUCCGCCCUGCCUUGCCAUGGUAACCACCUCCUGAGGAUCAGGUCUUAAAACAACAAAACACUGCACGUUCGUGUUUACUACUGUUUUUGUUCUUUACAAAAUUCUGCCACACUUGGGCCUCUGCUGCAACUCACUCCAUCCAGCUGGUUUGUAAGAGUCAUCUGUGUGGCUGUGCUCAUAUUUUAACUGUUUUAGUAAAUUCUCUUAUGUGACUACAUGAUCAGAAUCCUUUCUCAGCAAUUCUGAAGUCCAAAUAGCUCUGAAAACCAAAAGUUUAUGUGUGUGUGUGUGUGUGUUUUAACUAUUUGAUGGAAAAAUCUGACUUGGUGAAAGCUUUUGAUGACUUCUAUUUCAGUCAGUGCGGGUACUCAGACUUUCCCCCAAAGAAGUAAUAUUUAACGUGGGGUGCUGCCCCAGACUGCAGGGAGGAUGUCGUGUGAUGUAGGUAAGUUGUGCCAUAUAGGCUUUAUACAGCCUGCAAAAUUACCUGCCCAAGGGUUUUGGGCCUGGGACUGUGGUUCUGUGAACCACAGUCUGUCCGUGCUGCUCUUGAAUGAACAUCUGGGUGGGGGGCUCCCACGUUUUUGCCAUUUUGAGCAGUGUCUCUUGUGAGUGGGCCCAUGCGUGUCUGGUGCUCAGUGGUGAGUGGUGAGUGGUGAGGGUCUGUCUCGUGGGGUUGCUGGGCUGCAAGCAGCAUGUGCCAGCUGCGUGGAUAUGUUUGCAGUUCCAGUCUGCUCUGACAGCAAUGUCAGAGAACGCAAGGGAACGCUCUGGCUGUGUCGACACUCGGUGUCGUCAGACUCCUUAGUGUUGGUCGGUCUGGUGAGUGUCUGGCGGCGGCCUUCUCACGGGCACUGUGUCAGAGUGCACGCUUCCUCAGCUCCUGCCCCUCGCAGCUGCCCUUUGUGCCUAGAAGAGAAUUGACCUAAAAUCCUCCCUCAGCCUGUAUGAUACGCCCCACCUCUUGACCUGGCAGUUCGGAGGCUCUCGGCUCUUCCUUGCACACAUCCUGUCUCCUAACAUCCCAGCCGCCUUUCUGGUCCCUAAGCCGCCUUUGGGUGUCAGGUCCUUUGCACUUGCUGUUCUCCAGAUUUAAAUCUUCCCAUUCUCUGUUACUUCAUACCGUGUCACUGUGUUUAUCUCUGAAACAAUCACAGUUGUCAUAGAAUUCUUAAAAAUUCUUUCUUUUUUUUAACUGAAGUGUAGUUGAGACCCAGUAUUAGGUUAGUUUCUCGCGUAUAAUGUUGGGAUUUGACAGCUGUCUGGCUUGUGCUGUGCUCACAGGUGUAGCCGCCCUCUGUCACCAUCCAGCCCUCUUGCAGUGCCACUGAAUGUAUUUCCUAUCCCAUACCUUUCAUUCCUGUGAUGUUCAUUAAUCUUUAAAAUAUUUUUUUCUUGUAGAAAUAAGUCAGAAUGAGUUAUGCAGAAAAACCUGAUGAAAUCACGAAAGAUGAGUGGAUGGAGAAACUCAAUAACUUGCAUGUCCAGCGGGCGGACAUGAACCGCCUCAUUAUGAACUACCUGGUCACAGAGGGCUUUAAGGAAGCAGCAGAGAAGUUUCGAAUGGAAUCUGGGAUUGAACCUAGCGUGGAUCUAGAAACACUGGACGAGCGGAUCAAAAUCCGUGAGAUGAUCCUGAAAGGCCAGAUCCAGGAGGCUAUCGCAUUGAUCAACAGUCUCCAUCCAGAGCUCCUGGACACAAACCGGUACCUUUACUUCCAUCUGCAACAACAGCACCUCAUAGAGCUGAUCCGCCAGCGUGAGACCGAGGCGGCGCUGGAGUUCGCGCAGACCCAGCUGGCGGAGCAAGGCGAGGAGAGCAGGGAGUGCCUGACGGAGAUGGAGCGCACUCUGGCCCUGCUGGCCUUUGAUAACCCUGAGGAGUCGCCUUUUGGAGACCUGCUUCAUAUGAUGCAGAGGCAGAAGGUGUGGAGUGAGGUUAACCAAGCUGUACUAGAUUAUGAAAAUCGUGAGUCAACACCCAAGCUGGCAAAAUUACUGAAACUCCUCCUUUGGGCUCAGAAUGAGCUGGACCAGAAGAAAGUAAAAUAUCCCAAAAUGACAGACCUCAGCAAAGGUGUGAUCGAGGAGCCCAAGUAGAGUCUGUGCCCGUGGCCCCGUGCUUCCCCGGCUUGGACUCCUCGGAGCAGCUGUCUGGGACUGAGAGAUUUUUACUGCAGUAGAGAACUCUCCCCCCUCCCACCUUUUUUUUUUGACCUGGCAUCUUUUUUAAAGGGAAAAAUGGCCCUUUUGAGCGCUGGAAAACUUGCAGUGAAUGACCUGUCUCUUUGGAAGUGUGAUGCAGACUCUGCUCGGGGCGUGCCCUGAAGGCGUGGAUGGGCCGCGCUCCUGCUGUGGGGCUCCUGCAGGAUCGCAGCCACCACGGAGUGCUCGGUUAUGAGGGAAUAUUGUUAAACUGAGGCCUCCCACUCAAAUCUACAAAAAGCACUGAUCGUUAUUUUGCUUUCUGUUAGCUCGUAGGCAGAACAUACGUUUUCUCAGAUCUCCUAAGACUCGUCAGGCCUUUGUGCAGAAGUUUUUUCUUACCCCUUGGUUUUUUGUUUUUGUUUUUUCAUAGGAAAGACUAUAUAAAUUUGUAAAUCCUAAUUGAAAGAUUUCUUUUGUGUGAGGGCAUUGAGUUUGAUUUGUUUUCCCUUUUGGUCUGGGUUGUGUGGCUUUUGGGGAGAAGUGUGCGUGAGGGAUGGGGCUGUGUGUUUUUUAAUUUUUUAAAUAUAUAUUUUGGUGCUGGUUGUGGUGAGAGACUCUUUCCUAGUGGAUCAGUGAACCUUCUCUUCUAGGCAGUUUUGUUGAAAAUAAAGGUUUCUCUUUGAUCUCAAGAAUGACCAAAAUGGCCUCUAAAAAGUUUUAAUCAUCUCAGACAAACCUGUUGCUUUCGGGGCUUAUGUCCUGGUGGUGGUGGCAUUGCAUCAGCUCAUCCCUGCGGCCAGAGGGCCCCUCGGCCUGGUGUGGCCCGCGUGCUUGGGAGCAGACGCGGCGGGGGAGGGAGCGCCGUGCUGCCGGCUGUCCCUGGGCCGCAGGUUCCCUAGCUGGGAGCGCGUGCUUGCCUCAGGAGGCUGGCACCACAGGUCGGCGUGUGCCCGCUGUCUCGUGCUGGUUGUGAGUUCCCAGGCGUCCUCAUUCGGCACUUUCUCAAGUCCUGCCACUGUGCAGGCGCUGGGACGCAGGUGCCCCUGUGACUUGGAGUGCGAACACGUAUGUGUGGACGCACGGCAGGGGCCGCUGGGCUCAGGUUCCGUAGGGCGGCGGUUACAGAGCCAAGUCUCGUGGUGGUGACGGUGCCCGGGAGCGCACGUCCUCUGGUAGGAGCUCCCAGCUGCUGCGGUGGCUGGGACUCUGUCCUCCCUGGGUGGAUCCUGGUGCCGGGACGGGGUCUGGCACCUGGGGCUUCGUGGAGGUAGAUGCCAAUGGCAGCCGAGUCGCAGCGAGCGUGUUCCCGCGUCAGGCAAGGUCGGGCAGGCUUGUGGCCGUGCCUGUAGGUCAGGUGGUGGGCGUCUGCUUGCUGGGCCCCGUCCCCCAUCUGCCUGCAGACCUGGGCAGCAUCGUGAAGGGCUGUCAUGUCAGCUCUUCUCUCACUCCCCGUCUGCUUUCCACCUGCACUCUGGGAGUAGUGGUUUUCUCCAGUGGGCAGGAACCUCCGGCAGGGUCGGCUGCCCUGGGUGGUCACCGAUGCAGAGGCAGGGUGAUGCAGGCUCUGGGGGCUGUCCUGGCCUCUGACUGCCCUUCUGCUGCCCUUGUGGUUUUGUGAGGAUGAGGGGGGGGGGGGGUCUUCUCAACGCCCAGGAGCGGACGUGUUUCCGCUCUGACCAGCUCAGCAGUCCUCUCCAAAUGUGACCUUUCUUUGGGGCCAUUUCCUCUGAGGCUUGAGGGUAUUAAGAGCAGAAGGUUUUAAUCUUCAGGUAAUUAAUCGUCACACACAGCAGAAGCUGGAAGAGAAAUACCAGCAGAGAGGUGUGGGUAAACCUACGUGUUUGAAAAGCACCAGAGAAUUCAGCAUGUUUCUAGUCAGCUUUUAUUAGUCGUGUAUAUAAGAUCAUUUACGUGCAUAAUUAAUAUAUAAUCACCCUGACACGUUUUUCACAUUAGAGGGUGUGAGAUGCGUAGUGACGGGAAGUCCUGUACGCGGAGCCACCCAUGAGCCGUCAGGGCCCGGACGGGGUUUGUCACGCGCAGGAAAUGUGAGUGAGCGGCUGUAGGACAGAGUGCUGGUGCGCGCCCACCUGUUGGGGCCGUGAGGGACGUCACGGGCGGGUGCUGCCGCCAGUGGUGGCCACGUGUGGUGUGAUGGGGACCCUCCGCUGUGCUCCUGUUGUCCUCGCCUCUGUCUGCGGCCCGGGUUCGGGUUCGCGCCUCCUGCGCUGUCCCUGUCUGGGGACCUCUUCAGCAGGAGUGGCUUUGUGGACUUCCCUGUUUGCCACCUUUUUGCAGUCUCUGUGUCUUCAGCCGGCAAACGAAAUUAAGCCAUUUUGAAGUAUAAUUUGAUUUUUCUUCGUUUCCUUUGGAUCUUGCCGUUGUGUUUAUUAAAAUGUAAUGUUUUACAUAGUUUAUUCUUUUUACGUUUUCUUGUGGAAAGUGCCUUGAAAUAAAUAAAAUUUGAGAAUAUUCUGGUACUCUGUGUUCCUGAUACCAUGAAGUUGUGUGAGGAAUAACCCCUAGUUUGGAAUCUUUACGCGGCAUAGGGAUUAUUGCAAAUCCAACAAGAGCUAAUAUAUUUUGCCAUGUGAAUUAAGGUUCCCAGGCUCUAGAAAAGGCAGAUGUGUUUUGGGACUGGUCUUUGGGAUGGACUGAAGACCCCAUGUGUGAGUCCUCGGGGUCAAGGAGGUGGCUCUUCCCUGCAGUCAGGAUGCCUCUCCCGAGGGCAGUCUUUGUCAGGCAGGGUGAGGUCUGUUUCCUUGGACAGUGUUACUUUGGGGGAGGGGAGGAGCCGGGGGUUUCAGAAAGAACUGUACAUUUUGUGCUAAAGGCAAUGGUGUCUUUGGGGUAAUGGGGCAGGACCCGCUUCUGGGCGUUACCGUGGAGUCCCAGCAGGAGCAGAAGGCCAGACCGAAACCAUCAGGCGGGCUUGCCUGCCAGCCGCCGGAGGCGCUGAGCCGUGCACAGUAGGACGUGGGGGCCAGGCUGCGCGGCCUCAGAAGCCCUGUGGUGCAGCAUUUUGAUAGGUUAUUCUGACACCACGUGCUUCAUUUUCACAGCGGGCAUGUUUCUGUUUCAGAAAUGUGUUGCUUUUUCGGGUUUAAGAGUAAAUUGUAGUGUCCGCAUUGGUCAUGUGACUUUCGUAUGAGCCUCUGCACCCCUGGUUCCGAGUCCGCUUUGUUCCUGAGGGUGUGUGCCCGCCACAGCGUCUUCUGAAAAAUGCAGAGUAGGUUGCUUUUGCUGCCUGUUCUUAAUUUCAUAGUACAACUUCUAUGUUUUUCUCAGAGGGGUUAUCUGGAAGGUCUUUUGUACUUUUCCCCGUAAAGAUAUUCUAAUAAGAAUAAAGAAUUCAAUACGAUACAUGUUCCGUUGGAAGCCCAUCUGUGAGAACCGGCGGAAGGAAACUUAGUCUCACGCAUCUUUAUGCUCUGCUGCCGUUCUGUUCCCUCUGAGCGGCGCCGUCCGGGGUCCCGUGUGCACCUCUGAGAUCUGUCGUCUGUUCUCUAGAGCUGUGGUCCUGAACUUUCAGUUUGGUGAAGGAAAUAGAUUGGGGUCACCUGCUGCAUGAUUUUAACCUGAAAAGUUAUUUUUUUUUAAUACUCAUGAAUAUGUCCAGACUUUGAAAGUAGAGGGGCUGCCGCGGUGCGCGCCGGGCCCUUCUCCCUGUAGGGCUUGUGCCCCGGCCAGCCGGGGCUGUUAGCGGCUCGUGUGAAGGGCAGUUGUGGGACACGUGACGGAGACUUGGAGUGACAGCUUCCCAGUGCCUUCUAGUGAGUGCAGAAGUGAGGGUGCCUCGUGCUGGAGCCGCGGCAUCAUGGGCUGUAGCCCCCACGGGUUUGUGGACACUGGAGAGGGGGAGGAAGCCCCCCGGCACUCUUCCCCAGGCGGCGACGGCGUCUAAGCCCUUCUUCACGCCAGCGCAUCCCUCUUUGCAGGAGGCAGUGUGGCAGUUCGUGGGGAUGUCCCCACGCAGAGCACUUGGCCUGUGGCUUUGCACUCAACACCAUCUGAGGUGUUUGGCUGGGACCACAGUCCCUGGUGCGUGAGGCCUGCCUGUCUUGGAUGUUGUGCCUUAAUUCCAAGAUGCCAUCGAGGCGCUUUUCCCGUCCUCAUCGUGACUGACUUCCGUGGAUGUGAAGACAGGGUUUGAUGGGCCUUUGGUGUCUGUGGCUGAGCUGCUCUGCCUCUGCAGGACACCAGGCCCCGGCUCCAGCGACCUGAGGUCCUUGGGGGCUGGGGGGAUGGUCUGGGUGAGCUGGUCAUCCUAUCGCUGCACCUGCGGGGCAGAGGUCUUUCUCGUUGCAGGGAGCAUGUGGUAGGGCUGAGAUUCCUCUGCACUUAGGGAAGUCUCCCAGCUGGAAGGCCAGGUGGAUGGGUCUGUUCUGACCGUGGCGCAGAAGAACGUCUGUCUGACUCCUCUAUACUCAGCUCCAACCAAAAUCAUUGGCAGAAGGAGUGAGAGGUGGGGGCAGUGGAUUUAUCUGCACGUACCUUCCCACCUGGCUGCACGCUGAAGCAGGUCACACUGCAGGCCCCCUGCCCGGCUGUGGACGUGGCACAGGCAGGUGGGCGCACUACGCUGUGUGCCGUGGGACUCUGCCUCCCACUGGAGCCAGGGACGAGGAGGCAAGGCUACAGGGACUGCUGGACUCAGGUGUCGGAGCACUGCCUGCCCGGGACUUCUCCCCCUGCCGUGCGGCCACAGACUCCUGCAGGCUGGGUCUCCUCCGCCGCAGACCGAGGUGUCACACAGCUGGCAUUCUCCCAACUGGCUUUUGAAAGUGGAGCAAGCCUGAGGACCAUCGAGAACUCCUGGCUGGGCGGCAGGGGCCCCGGGGGGUGGGGUGGGGUGGGGCAGCAGAAGCACACAGACCCAGGGGGAGGGGGCAGAGCUGGUCCUCGUGUGGCUCCAGACUCAUGGGCCCCAGCAAGUCCUUAAUCUCUGGGCGUCCAGGCGUAAUUUUAGUGUGAAACAGAUGUUGAACAGCAGUGUUUUCAAGACUCAAAUAGUGAACUCACCAGCACUUUGAAAAGAACUGUUCCAGAACCUUCAGGAAUUCCACAUGUAGAACCUAUAUUACAUUAAAUCAUUUAUUAUCAUAAA
Molecule: messenger RNA, 7593 nt
Organism: Mirounga angustirostris (Northern elephant seal)
Lineage: Eukaryota; Metazoa; Chordata; Mammalia; Carnivora; Phocidae
Gene: GID8
Product: GID complex subunit 8 homolog
Exons: 4
Coding region: 1752-2438 (228 amino acids)
Biological process (GO): proteasome-mediated ubiquitin-dependent protein catabolic process; positive regulation of canonical Wnt signaling pathway
Cellular component (GO): nucleus; cytoplasm
Molecular function (GO): protein binding
Source: RefSeq, a predicted model, not a curated record